This is a messenger RNA of Mauremys mutica (yellowpond turtle), 3264 nucleotides long. RefSeq names its product membrane associated ring-CH-type finger 10 (gene MARCHF10). Bases 262 to 2625 code for a protein of 787 amino acids. Gene Ontology annotation, molecular function: zinc ion binding. The record is from RefSeq and is a predicted model, not a curated record. NCBI's taxonomy places the organism in Eukaryota, Metazoa, Chordata, Testudines, Geoemydidae. The transcript is spliced from 11 exons.
UUUAUAGGAGAGAACCCUGGCUCCUGGCUUUGCAUUCCCUUUCCCACUUCUCUAUCUUCCCAUGCCCCUUCCUUUCCUCUUCCUUCCCUUCCCCUUUUCCCUUCUUCCUUCCCUUCUCCUAUUAAUUGUGAGCAGGACUUACCUCCAGAGAAUUAAUACAGCCCACUAUAGUACCAUCAGGAACCAAUAGCUGCAGUGAAUACAGCAGUGAGUGCAUUUUAAAUUGAGAGACAAUUUCAAAGGUCCUGCUUACCUACUGUAAUGUACGACUCCAGAGAAAGACAGAAGUUCAUCAGUGAUGCUCAGUAUGUGAGGGAAAUGCAACACAAGAUGGAUUCAGAGUAUCAGGCUUGCCUGAGAAGACAGGAGCAGAAUAGAGAACAGACUGAGAAGAAACGAGAGCAACAUGCCAGGCAAGAACAGAGGCAGAAAACCCUAUCUUCCAUCUAUGCUACACGCAGUUAUGAAAGACCAUGGAUAUCAGGCAUACCAGUUACCAGACAGACCUCUGCAGAUGAGGGUUCUGGGUCUGCCAUCAAGUCUUCUGCAAACAGAUCUGACUCAAAAUUCCCUGCUAUAGAAAAAAUAUCAAGCAAGCAAAAGCAAAAACCUCCCAUGAGCUCCAGCAAAGUAACUCCAGCUGCCCAGAAGCAGUCAUUAUUAAGGAGAAAGAGAAUGAACCAGGGAGGAUUGUUGGGAAGCCCAGACACACAGAAUAUGAGAAAAUUGGAAGACAAAGACAGACGGGCCUCGUUGCUGCAGGCAAAGGUACAAGUUACCAGCGCAUCUGAUCUUGGAGUGACAAAUGAAACUACGCUCACGAACAAGAAGAGAUCUCAAGAGAGAAGGAAUGUAAUCCAGUCUUCUAAGCUAAAUCUCGAUCGUAAAGGUCUAGACAAAGAUAGCAAAAUAGGAAGUGUCCUUCCACAGACUCGGCAGUCUCCAACUCUAUCAUCUGCAUCUACCUUGCAAGGAGCUCAUGGUUCCUUUGUCUCAAAUGAGUCACAUGGUCCAUCUUUUAUACCCACUAAAAUGGCCCCUUUGAGGUUUAGAGAUGAAAACUUUUAUUCUAUGGUUUGCUUAAACAUGGAAGAGUCCUGUGAAGAAAAUGAUACUAAAGAUGAUGAUAUACUAGAGAAGGAAUUCCUUUCUUUCAAUCUAAAUCACUCUCCUACUCCUCUAGAACAAAUUAGCAAAUUUAGUUUAACAUCCUUGGCACAAGAUGAACAAUGUAACUUUGAAGAAACUGGAGAUGAUAGAAGCAUUUCAUCAAGGAGUGUGGAAUCUUCUCAUCAACCAUUAAGACAACACAAUGUAAUGGACACAACUGUUGAACAGUCUUCAUUAAGGCAAAGAAACUUUAGGGACUAUGGAAAGUCUUACACUCCAGAUGGGAAUUCUUCUGAAGGUGCUGAUUGCAAUAAAAAUGAAAAUGAAACUCCAUUAUUUAGUUCAAGAAGCUCACAAGCUGAAAGCAGACCAGGCAGCGCACCUAUUGCUGAGACUCUUAAUAACAUUAGCUCUAUAGAUAGGCCUAGUGUCAAUAUUUAUAACAGAGAAUUGCAAGCCUAUGAAAGAAAUCAGAGGCGUUAUACUGAUCUCCUUACUUCUGCAAGGUCAACAGUUCAUAGACCAUUAUUGUAUUCUGCAUAUAAUACUCCAAGAUCAUUAAUACAAUCUGCACAUAGAGCUGAGGUCUCAACAACUGUAUCAUCUCAAGUAUUGGAUUUGGAUGGAAGUUCAAGGUUUAAUGUUCGUAGACCCUUGUCUCCUAUAAGAAGUAGAGAUUCUUUUUCUGCUACAGAAAGUUAUGAAUCUUCAUCACCUAUAGUCAGUACACCUGAAGAUAAUAGCCUACUGGAUGAUAGUAUAGAUAAUGGUUUAAAGAGUACAUCUGCAAAUGCUGCCUUACAUGAUGAAGAGAACUUACUAAAUUCACAUAGUUCUUUUUUAUCUAUAGAUUCUUCCAGCCCAUCUUUGUUUCAAACAAAUUUCACAGCCCACCUUCACAUGGCUGGCACAUUACAUGAUCAAUUACCACUUGCUUUGCUGGCAGUGUCUGAUUUACAAAAUCAAAGUAGUGCUAUGAGCAGCAUUGCAGCCUGUGAUACCACAAGUGCAAAGGAAAUAAACAAACAUGCAGACCCAGAGAAGCUUAAGAAACUACAGGAGAGUCUACUAGCAGAAGACUCAGAAGAGGAAGGAGACCAGUGUCGGAUAUGUCAGAUUGCUGGGGGCUCUUUAACCAAUCCACUAGUAGAACCAUGUGGGUGUGUAGGAACCCUACAGUUUGUUCAUCAGGAAUGUCUAAAAACAUGGCUGAAAGCUAAGAUAAAAUCAGGUGCUGAGCUGGGGGCAGUGAAAACCUGUGAACUGUGUAAGCAGAGCCUGAUAGCUGAUCUGGAUGAUUUUGAUGUGAAUGACUAUUAUAGAAAUCACCAACAGUCUCGGGCACAAAGUGAGCUAAUGAAUUCAGGUCUCUACCUUGUGCUGCUCCUUCACCUUUAUGAACAGAGGUUUGCAGAACUCAUGCGCCUAAACUACAAUCAAGCCAGUAGAGACAGGCUCUCAAGACAGCCUAGAGCAGAGGAAAGUGAAAAUUCAGAGUCGGGGAACAAUGGAUAGGAGAGUGCUUACCAGAUUGUCCAAUGAAUUUGGAAUUUGGCAAAUAGCCUUUUAUAUUGAAUACCCUUCUCCAUGUGUUUUAUAUCCUUUUUUGGGGGGGGGGGCGGGGAGGAGGGUGUCUUGCUUUACACCAAACUAAAACAAGUUUGUACAUGUCACACAAUCCUUUUCAGGGGGUCUAUUAUUGUCUUUAGAGGUGGAAACACCAAUUGAUAAUUACUUUAAAAUAACAUGGAACAAAGCAGCUAGUAGUGAAAAAAAACCAUGCCGUUUCUAUUGAUUAUAUCCUAAAACUGCUCACCAUAACAGAGAACAGAUGACUAGCAGGCAGUGUGUGUUACUGACUGGCCUUCUGUAACCUUUAAAAAUCAGAAGCUACAGAAAGGCGUGUGGUUGCUUUAUUGUGUACGCUGGACCCAUAUUUCAUUCUGAGAUUCAGAGGUUUCUCCUGAUUAGAGCUUGGGUUUGUACAGUAAAGUUAAACCAUCAUAUAUACAGCUUACACUGGAAUCUUCUAGAGCGUACUUGUAUAGUAUUGAUUUACUGUAUGUGAUGACAAACUUAUUAGUGUAUCAUCUCCAGCUUGAGUGGGACAAACUUUCAGUAAAAUAAUUUUAUUCACCCCUUAACAUUAGUGUA